Molecule: messenger RNA, 507 nt
Organism: Knipowitschia caucasica
Lineage: Eukaryota; Metazoa; Chordata; Actinopteri; Gobiiformes; Gobiidae
Source: the annotation of a GenBank genome assembly
AUGGCGGUCCGACCCCCUGAUGGGACGGUGAACUUGAAUAGGGUGUCGGAGUACCAGCGUGUCCCGGGAGCCCAGGAGCCCAGUCCAGCGAAGAGACAGAGAGCGUCCCCGUCCUCCUCUCACUCCUCGUCUUCCAGAACGGCACACAGGAGAAACGGCAGAGUCCUGGACAAACCGCGCUCCUCCAGCACCAGCAAGACCCCCAACAAAACAUUGAAGAUGACCGAGCUGCUAUCCAUCAAGAGGGAGCUGACUGGGAUCAAAGUCCAGAUCGACGAGCUGCUGGACUGUGUGGACAAGAUGGACCAGCAGAGGAAGGACUGCCCAGAGCGUCCCAUGGGCAGAGAGACCUCCCCUCACCGGGGCUCCGUGAGCAGUGUGGAGCGGGACAGUCCUGAACCCGGAGAGGCCAGUGAGGAGGAGGCGGCCUACUACCACUACUACAAUACACACACAUACUCAGACCGGAUAUCUCCACAUUCUUUAGACCCAGAGGACGACCUGUGA